This is a messenger RNA of Alosa sapidissima (American shad), 1961 nucleotides long. RefSeq lists its product as uncharacterized. Gene Ontology annotation, biological process: regulation of apoptotic process; cell surface receptor signaling pathway. The record is from RefSeq and is a predicted model, not a curated record. Bases 169 to 1083 code for a protein of 304 amino acids. Lineage: Eukaryota; Metazoa; Chordata; Actinopteri; Clupeiformes; Clupeidae. The transcript is spliced from 5 exons.
GGGGAGGUCUAAGGUUGAGUUGAAAUAUGUACAUCUCACAGGAAAUGAGCAGGGAGUGGUUGUGUGUGAAGAAAACACGAUAGCCAGAAACAAGAUAAGUCUUUAAAAAAACUUUAAUCUGACCUUAAAAGACAGCACAAACACCACCAAGACAUAAGACUUCCAGCUAUGGCAGCCAUUGCUAUAACAGUAUCAAAAGCCAUUCCAGACAUUGUUAGCAAAGGAAUGACCAUUCAUAGCAAGUUAAGGCAGGUGAAGAAGAACAAGACAUGCUGUGCACGUUUGGCAAAACGUGUGAAGACUUUGGUGGAUCCGCUGGAGGUUUUGGCCAACCAGGGUGUGGAUGAAGAGGUUUUGCAGAAAGCCCUUGAUGUAUUCAACAAGGCAUUGGAGGAAGCUGAGACGCUGAUGAAAAAGUAUGAGGAAACCAACUGGUUAAAGAAGACAUUCAAUGCAGACACCUUGAAGGGAUAUUUCAAAGAGGUGAACCUACACCUCACAGAGGCAUCACACCACCUCUGCCUACAAGUGGUAGGCCGAGCAGAACAACAGAAACUUGAAGAAGUGUUUAAUGGUCAAAGGAUUCUCAAGGAGAAUGAUGAAGACAUGAAGAUUGAUCUGCAGGAAUGGGAGAAAUUGCUAUCAUUAGCUGAGGAAACCAGGGAUGAAGUAAAAACUGUGCAUGACGUGGUGGACGGCACUGACCAGAAAGUGAGCUCUUUACAAAGAGACGUGCCUGACAUCAAGGACGCUGUGAGAGCAGGUGCUAUGAGUCAGCCAUCUGCAGCAUCUUCACUUGAAGCCACAGAUCAAGUGUUCCAUAAUCGACGUGAACUCAUAAAUAGGAUAGAAGAUGCCUCUCUGAGAGAUCUACUGGAUGGCCUUCAGAAACCCACCUCUGACAUGCCCGCUGUCAUUAAGGGCAGGGAGAGGAAUGAGGUUCUGCAGAAGCACAGUGUGACUGAGGACCAGGUGACCUGCCUGGUGGAUAUGGUGUGGAAGAAGGGUAAACGGGCCUGUGAGAGAUUUCUGUCUCUCCUUAAAGAAGUGGAGCCUGGCCUCUGUGAGGAGCUUGGUUUGUAGACAUGUGAUCUGUCAUGUGACAAGCGAUCUAUGAGAUAAUAAAACCAACCAGCCCAAAGAGAGCCCACCCACAUAGACCCCAAUGUGGUUUACUGGGAAAGCACAACACACACUCUGAUCCAGUCUAUUUACUCUAGAACAUGUCACCAUAUAUUUUAUUGUGGAAAUAUUUGUUUUGUUAUGUAAAAAAUACAUUGGUUGUUAUUAAUGUCAUAAUGCUUACUGUCAUGUACAACAUUAUACAAUUAAUGUGAUAGUAGAUCCUAAUUUAGAACACUUGGAUAUUUUCAAAGGCAAUCUGAUAGCAAUUUCAUGAGUUCACAUUCCAAAUUGCGAAAAGAGAAGUAAGCUAAAGCAAGUUUGGCAAAGUCUUUAGUUGAUUGAGUGCUUCACAGGAGUCUACUAUGCAUGCAGGCAUCAGCCAGUAUCCAUGGGUUUGUGUGUGAGUGUGUAUGUGGGUGGGGUUAUGGGGUGUGUGUGAAAAAAAGAUUUGGAUGACAAUAUCUGUCUUCACUAGACUAAGGGUUUAAAGCUGCAGUUGGCAAGUCUGACAGAUUGAAGGGAUUUAGCCAAAACUUGGAAUGAUUACAACUCUCAUGCCCCUCCCCCACUAACACCGAGCACCCUCUCAUAGAGUUUGUGCUCGUCAGUGCGUACCAGACUGUGAUGGAUGGUCAGAUCUCACACAGCCCUGCUCUGAUUGUACCAGAAGAACCGGGAGCUGUGGAUUUUUGCAAAACAAAUAACAGGCUCUAAGUGGAGGUAGAAUUGCGGGUUUUUUUCUUAAAACCAGCUGAUUCUCAAUUGUUUCUUGAAUAUAUGUGUGAAUGUGGUUUCUAUAAACAUUAAAAUGUACAAAAUAAAAGGAAUGUACCUAA